AUGCCGCCGAAGAUACGUAUAGCUCCGUCCUGUGCGAGUUCACCCGGUGGCACGCCCGGUGGGGGUCUUCCGAUUCGUCGUCAUUCGAGCAUAGGACCGCAGGAGAGAAGAGGUUCGACGAUCAAUUUGUCACCACCGACCGGUUUCGGUCUACGGCUCGGCGGAUCGCAAGAGGGCUCUACCCUCUCGGUGCCAUCGGCGUAUGUAAGUCCCCUCGAUGUGCACGUUUUAAAAAUAAUUUAA
Molecule: messenger RNA, 243 nt
Organism: Pediculus humanus corporis (human body louse)
Lineage: Eukaryota; Metazoa; Arthropoda; Insecta; Psocodea; Pediculidae
Exons: 2
Coding region: 1-243 (80 amino acids)
Source: RefSeq, a predicted model, not a curated record